AUGAUGUUGUCUUUGUCAAGGCGAUGGGCUGUCAAUGCUCAGAAAACCACUGUAAUAGCUCCCAAGAUACUCAAUCGUUCUCUUCAUCUUGCUCCCCCGUUCCUCCUUGACGACUAUGUUCCGCGAUAUAUGACACUCAGUUCCCGCGACGCAGCCAAGAAGCGUUCUUUGGCGUACGACAAGACAGGCAUGUGCCUCAUCGGAGAGAAGGCGAAAGUCAAUACAAUCGCUCCCCACUUUGGUGAAGAACCGUGCAUUCAGGGGCACAAUGGUAGUGGUUCCGUCUUCAUGAGUGGAUGUAAUAUGCGGUGCAUCUUUUGCCAGAAUUACGAUAUCGCACAUCAACAAAACGGAAUGGACUUGACCCCUGAGGAAUUAGGUGACUGGUACAUCAAACUACAAGAGGUUGGCAAAGUACACAAUAUCAAUAUUGUUACGCCUGAGCAUGUUGUCCCACAGGUGGCGUUGAGUAUCCUCCAUGCGAGGGACCAAGGCCUGACAGUUCCCAUCGUUUACAACACAUCGAGCUUUGACUCUCUUGCAUCCCUGCAGCUGAUGGAUGGAUUGGUCGAUAUAUACCUUGCUGACUUUAAGGUGUGGAAGUCAAGCACCUCUAAAAGGCUACUGAAGGCCGAUGAUUACGCUGCAACAGCCAGAGAGAGCAUCAAGGUGAUGCACGCUCAGGUCGGUGACCUGUGCUUCACCGGAGACGGGAUAGCAAAAAAGGGUUUGCUGAUUCGCCAUCUUGUUAUGCCAGGCAAACAGGACGAAGGAGCCGAAAUCAUGAAGUUUCUCGCAAAUGAAGUCUCUACAGAUUGCUUCAUCAACAUCAUGGAGCAGUAUCAUCCAGACGCUCAUGUCGGCAAACCAAAGCGAGCAAAGUCGGACGGCAAAGAAGAAAAGCAGGAGGUCCGAUACGCAGACAUCAACCGAGCUGUCAAUGCCCAGGAAAUCUCCUCAGUCAGGAAAGCCGCAGAAGAGGCUGGGCUAUGGCGCUUCAACGACCCACCGGGCCACGAUGGGUUUGCAAUCUGA
Messenger RNA from Fusarium subglutinans, 1035 nucleotides. Its product is annotated as pyruvate formate lyase activating enzyme. Bases 1 to 1035 code for a protein of 344 amino acids. NCBI's taxonomy places the organism in Eukaryota, Fungi, Ascomycota, Sordariomycetes, Hypocreales, Nectriaceae. Gene Ontology annotation, molecular function: catalytic activity; iron-sulfur cluster binding. The transcript is spliced from 3 exons. The record is from RefSeq and is a predicted model, not a curated record.